UACGUUGUGUGACUUUGGAUAGAAUUAUUUCAUAGUGGACGAAACUACUUCCAGGUCAAGUUUAGAUACAUUUUUCGGGAAUUUAGACGCCCAUAAUCUACACAUGGAUGACAAGAACAAUGACAGAGGAGAAAGUACUGCUAGACAAGCUACAAGAACUACAAAAUUUGGCUGCAUUUCUUCUCCAAAGAAGUGAAAAGUUAAACCCUUGUAUUGAAGGACUGCACAAGCUAACCAGAAAAAUUAAAGCUGAAUUAAAAUUCUUGGAAUCUCUUCAAACAAAACAAGUUCCAAUCAAAGCUAGUCACAUACAAAGCACUAAUCUCACUCAUCUACAAGGUGUUGUCAAGGCAACAGAGCAGUCUAAUGGUGUUGUCGCUGUGUUGAGAACCUUUAAUUUCAGCCCUUCAAAAGAUUCAGAACAGCAAGUCAACACUUCUUGCAUAGUUGAUGUCAUUGCUAACAAUGGAAGUAACUGGAUCAAAGUCAUUGCUAGAAAUCCUAAAUCUUUACAUAAAAUAUGGGAAGGUCAAGGACAGUUUGGAGAUAAAGACCUUUUUGACCAAGCCAAGGUUUUUGUUGAAUGCAGUAAGGAUCAUCCAGUGCAUUUUCAAAACCCAGUUGUCACGUUUUUGUUCUGCAAUGGGGUCACUGAAAGCUUGGCAAAGUGUUUAAUAGAGUUAGGGAUUGAUGUACAAGGAGACGUACUUGUUGACCCAGUAAAUGAAGCUGUAUCACUUAGGCCAGAGGCAGUAUCAUCAUCAUGCAUGCAGCUGGACAGCAAUGCUGAAUCCAAGAUUCCUAUUACUAUAAAUCGUGUUAACCUAGACGUAUCGACCAUGAUUGCCUUUGUAUCUGCUGUGACUAAUGGCGGAGCUAUGUUUGUGUUUAAGGAUAGUAUCCUAAACUCACAAGCAGAAAAAGAACGCAGGGGUCCCUUACUUCCACUUCUGAUAGAGUAUUUUGAAGGUAAAGAACUGCUUGUUUGCAGCUCUGCCAUUAACGAUUUUGAGAAAAUUGUUCAGACUAUUGGAGGUCCCAAGGAGAAGGAAAGAGCAAGCCAGCUUAUGGAUCAAAUCAGAAACGUUCCAGAUCAGCCAUCGAAAAGAUCCAUGGGUCUAAAAGACAGCGCGAGCAUCAAACUGCGAUCGAAAAUUGUUUUUGGUACGGGAGACACACUCAAAGCUGUAACAGUCACCGCCAAUUCAUCAUUCGUGAGAGCGGCAAGCAGUCAGGGGGUAAACUUCAGUGUUUUUCUACAUGAUUCAAGGGCAUUGACGGAAUCCAAAGAGAGUCAAGCCGUGCCUAUACCUUCCUCGUGAUUAACUCCACAGCAAAUCAGCUAGAAUACGCUGACAAGGCUGGCAUGAAUCAGACUGCAUUGCCUGGGGCGACUGAAGAAACUGAUAUAAGCUGAACUCAGCCUUAAUUGCAAUUACCAGAUCACUAUCGAUACGACUCCUUAGGUAUGGUUGUUCUUAUACUGAUUACAAUUGGACACAAUGCUUGUGUUUGUUACUCCUAACAUUCCUUAAAACCAUCAAUGAUUGAGAUAAAGAAAAGAUAAAGAGCUACGCCAAUACAAUGCGAUACUAGGCUUGCCUAAUCAAGGCGGUGAUCAACAAUGGAGCAAGGUGCGGACAAUCAGUCUCAGAACUCGUACGAAAGCUAUUAAAAAUGGACCGCAAUUGUACACCAAAUAACGUUGCUUCAUCUGGGGAGAAAAAUACAGCUACAGCGAGUUUUAUCUGGAGCAGAGGUUACAUCUCCUUUUGGAGAGAGAUUUCAAGACAUUAAUCUCGGUACAAUACGUAAUUUUGAAGUAAAAAAUGGGAAUUUCCUCUUCAGUGCGCGUAAAAAAACCCAGUUUAUUACAGUAUCUUUACAUUGAAAUCUUGAGGAAAUACAACGAAACACAGUGCGUCGCGCGAUAUCGGUCAUGACGCAAUUCGAACGCGUGCGCAAUACGAUGCAAAUCAAGCCGAAAGCGAUGACGACGAGAAGAUGGUAUGGUUUUGCUAAGAAAAAAAUUAACAAAUUCCAAGUUUAAAGUAUGGAUACUUGUAUGACUGUUUAAUUGAUUCCGCGCUUAGCAUAGAAAAAACGUGCUUUGGCCGCGGCGCGCCGGUGUUUAGUUUUGCCGCCUAAAAUUUACAUGACCAUGAACAUGGACUUGAAUUGAAAUUCUUCCGAUGCGGACAAACAUAGAUCUAGAAUUUUAAUUAUAUCGUAUUUAAAGGAGAGUAUAACUGAAUAUGAUAUCAUAAUGUUCCUCUAGUGUUAUCAUACCAGGAGUUUGGUUACCAUCCGACCGCCUAAGUAGACAGCAAUGUAGACGGUUUUCUAAAUCGUAUGUAAUAUAUACCGCAGCUCUUUAGGUCACGGAAGAGUUAAGAAAAAAGUCUAUCGCAAAAAGGACUGGGUUUUCUUU
Actinia tenebrosa (Australian red waratah sea anemone) is the source of this 2431-nucleotide messenger RNA. Its product is annotated as UPF0415 protein C7orf25 homolog. NCBI's taxonomy places the organism in Eukaryota, Metazoa, Cnidaria, Anthozoa, Actiniaria, Actiniidae. The record is from RefSeq and is a predicted model, not a curated record.